AUGCCGACCUCGCAAUACCUUCAAGACCUCAAUAGGGAUGGCUUUGUUUUGAUAAAGUCCAUUGUGAAUAAAGACAAGCUCGAUGCGUUACGCGAGGCUAGCUCAAAGGCUACUCAGCUGGCUCGCGAUGGGCAAUGGCCGUAUAUUCGUACAGUAGGUAAGCAGUUCCCUCCAUGGGACGCGAGCCAAGCGCGCGAGCAUGGAAUAUGGGGUGUACAGCACCUCAUGAAUCCUGGGCUUCCAGGUCAUGAGCUCUUCACCAAGCUAUAUUUCUCUGAGGCUAUUCUUGGCAUCGUAAAGCAACUGCUUCAGUGUCAAGAUGAAGAUCUUGUUAUGGAACUGUUUAACAUGCUUGUCAGGCCAGAGAAGGACUUUGAGUUGAGGUGGCAUCGCGAUGAUAUUCCGGCUGAGGCUAGUGAAGAGGAAGAGAUGGAGCGCCUUGGCAAGCAUGCCUACCAUGCUCAGUAUAACUUCGCCUUGUGGGAAGAUGCUUCUCUUAUUGUUGUGCCUGGUUCGCACAGGCGCGCAAGGACUUUGGUCGAGCGAAAUGCCGACCCUUUUGCAAAAUCCUUACCAGAUCAGCUUAUCGUUGAACUGCAGCCUGGGGACAUUGUCUUUUAUAAUAACAACAUUCUUCACCGCGGAGCCUACAGCAGCAGAAAGGAACGAAUGACGCUGCACGGCUCCGUUGGUCAUAUACAAGGCAGCACUCUACGAGCGAGGAACGUUUUGCAGCACGGGGUUGGUGACUGGGUCGACAAGUGUGUCCUCGAAUCACUCCCGGAGGAUGAUAGACGAAGGGCCGACGGGAUGAGACAGCGUCUAAUCCACCUUGGCAGCGAGAGCGGUCAGGUUGGUUACUCACACCAAGGCUGA
This is a messenger RNA of Fusarium sp. VM40, 876 nucleotides long. NCBI's taxonomy places the organism in Eukaryota, Fungi, Ascomycota, Sordariomycetes, Hypocreales, Nectriaceae. The record is from the annotation of a GenBank genome assembly.